Molecule: messenger RNA, 830 nt
Organism: Nicotiana tabacum (common tobacco)
Lineage: Eukaryota; Viridiplantae; Streptophyta; Magnoliopsida; Solanales; Solanaceae
Source: RefSeq, a predicted model, not a curated record
AUAAAUGCCAUCAGAGCUGCUUCAGAAGAAGGAGUUAAAAGAUUUGUUUACAUCUCUGCUGCAGACUUUGGUGUUGCAAAUUACGUGCUACAAGGUUAUUAUGAGGGGAAGAGAGCUGCUGAAACUGAGCUGCUAACAAGAUAUCCAUAUGGAGGAAUAAUUCUGAGGCCUGGAUUUAUCUAUGGGACCCGUCGUGUCGGGAGCAUGAAAUUGCCCCUCGGUGUAGUUGGUUCUCCUCUAGAGAUGAUUUUGCAACGUGCAAAACCAUUGAGUCAAAUACCCCUUGUCGGGCCACUGUUUACUCCUCCUGUGAACGUCACUGCAGUAGCUAAAGUUGCUGUAAGAGCGGCAACAGACCCUGUAUUCCCUCCUGGUGUGAUUGAUGUUUAUGGAAUCUUACGCUACAGUCAGCAGAGAUCUGUAUAAGUUUCAGGCAGAGCAGCUUAUUUUGGCACUUCGUAGGAUGAAAGAAAAAGCAGAGCAGCUUGGUUCAGUUCAUCAAUUUGUUCUGGUGGAGAAGGCUAGUUGAAUCUAUGCAAGUGCUUUAAAUAUGAAUAAAUGACAAUUCACUAUCAGAUGAAUAAGCGGAUACACGAAUAAAAGAGCAGCAAAUUGCAGUUCCGGGCAAACAGUUGCUUUUACCGAAAUGUUGUAGUUUUUCCAGUAACUUGGUUUGUAUUGGUUGAUGAAUAUAUUGUAUUUGGCCUAUUUUUCUUGACCAAAUGUUUGGCGAGGAAGUAACCGAGUUCAUUUUCAUCGACGGCGUGCAUGUUGUUAAUGUUGAUUUGCAGGCGAUUAGAGAUGCAGAGUAGUUCAUGAGUUUAUUUCCA